Molecule: messenger RNA, 696 nt
Organism: Danaus chrysippus (African queen)
Lineage: Eukaryota; Metazoa; Arthropoda; Insecta; Lepidoptera; Nymphalidae
Source: the annotation of a GenBank genome assembly
AUGAGCGAUGGUCGUUCUGUCAGUGGUCAGUUAAAGAAGUUUGUCUUUCGCGGAAAAUCAAGUACCAACGGAGAUACAAGAGGUGAUUAUCUGGAGAUAGUUAUACCAGAAUUGUUGUCGGCCGGCUACUCAUUUUACACGUGGCCGUCGGCGCCUUUAUUAGCCUGGUACUUGUGGACUCAAAGGAGACAUUUACGCGGUCUUCGCGUUUUAGAGUUAGGUUGUGGCACUGGUUUGCCGGGAAUAUUAGCUGCUAAGUGUGGUGCUCACGUGACAUUAACAGACAGUGUAUCUUUACCACGGUCUCUGCGACAUUUGUCUGCUUGUUGUGAGGCGAACGGUUUGAUUCCCGGUCGAGACGUACAAGUACUAGGCCUAGCCUGGGGACUAUUCUUAGCCGACGUACACAACCUACGUCCCGUAAACUUACUUUUAGCUUCCGAUUGUUUUUACGAGCCAUCACAAUUUGAGGAAGUACUGUCGACUGUUGCUUAUUUUCUUGAAGGUACUGACGCACGUUUUUUGUGUGCUUACCAGGAGCGGAGCGCAGAUUGGUCCAUUGAAGCUCUUCUCAAGAAGUGGGGGCUGAAAGGUGCACUGCUGGACUUAGACUCCCUGAGUGAGAGCUCCGGAGUGGAUUACAGAGCCUUGAUCGGUGAACGAUCACUACAUUUGAUUGAAAUUAUUUCUGUUUAG